AACAGUACCCUGAGCAGCAAGUUCAUCUCGCAUGGCAUACUGCUGGCAGAGCAAGGGAAAUGAAGACAUCAGAAGAAGGAAAGAUCAGAAGCAGCCAGUGGUUUUUUUUAGUGUCAACCAUGCCUUGUUUCACAUACAAGGGAAUGAGUUUGCCUGUAGUGGACUACUACUCAGAGGAAACACUCCGCUAUGUUGAAAAUGAAUUCCAAAUAUUGGAUGAUGAUAUAGUGAAUGUUACUUACCCCAAGUCAGGUUAGUGUUGUCUGGAUUCCUGACUAAGCAAACCAAGUUCUUAUCACAAAAUGCAGAAUCAGGUGGCAUUUGCCCUCAAACGGAAGGUACCCAUUGGAUGCAGGAGAUCCUGGGCUUAAUCUGGCAUGAUGGGAACCCCUCCUGGGUUCAGAGUUUACCAGCGUGGGAACAGUCACCUUGGAUUGAGAGUGUUCCAGGCCUACAGGUUGCCUUGAAAACUCCUACACCCAGGCUCCUGGCAUCUCACCUGCCUUUCCACAUUUUCCCCAAGUCCUUCCUGCACUCCAAGGCCAAGGUUAUCUAUACCGUGCGUAAUCCCAAAGAUGUGAUGAUCUCAUCCUACCAUUUCAACAAGGGCUUAAAAGCAGUGGAGGACCCUGGAACUUUGGAAGAGUACAUGGAGGAGUUCCUGAGUGGGAGUGUGUCUUUUGGUUCCUGGUUUGAGCAUGUGAAAAACUGGAUGGAGAUGAAGGACAGAUCCAACUUCUUCUUCAUCACCUACGAAGAACUACAGCAGGACCUACGAGGAAGUGUGAAGAGGAUUUGUCAUUUUAUUGGUAAAGAGCUGAAUAGUCAGCAAAUCGACUCUGUGGUGGAAAAUGCCUCCUUCCACAAGAUGAAGGACAACAAGAUGUCCAAUAAUACUCAAUUUUCAGAUACCUAUUUUGAUCACACAAAAGCAAAGCUCAUGAGGAAAGGUAUUUCUGGGGACUGGAAGAACCACUUGACUGUGGCACAGAAUGAACACUUUGACCGUGUUUAUCGUGAGAACAUGCAGGGUCUGCGCAUGACAUUUCCAUGGGAUUGAAGAAUGUCAGAUUAUUCCUCCUGCUAUUUUUGAUCCUCAUGCCUCUCAUGGUUGAAGUGUGUCCUGCUAAAUAAACAGAUUUCU
Messenger RNA from Podarcis raffonei (Aeolian wall lizard), 1144 nucleotides. Its product is annotated as sulfotransferase 2B1-like. Gene Ontology annotation, molecular function: sulfotransferase activity. NCBI's taxonomy places the organism in Eukaryota, Metazoa, Chordata, Lepidosauria, Squamata, Lacertidae. The coding region runs from base 350 to 1060 and encodes 236 amino acids. The transcript has 8 exons. The record is from RefSeq and is a predicted model, not a curated record. Gene Ontology annotation, cellular component: cytoplasm. Gene Ontology annotation, biological process: sulfation.